AGAUUGAUCAUGGUGAAUUACAUAGUUUUACCCAUUACCCAUUUGAAAUGGGCAUGGAGUUUCUUGUUCCACCGCUUCUCCUUUGCAAGUUACACACUUGGCAUGCUGGAAAAUGGUGAGGAAGAACUCAGGAUAGGCCACUAUAAGGUUAAAUUAGGCUCUGAGGAAUCAGAAGAAGAAUGUGCUGUCUGUCUAUGCAAGAUUGAAGAAGGAGAGGAGAUAAGAUACUUGAGAUGCGAUCAUCUGUUUCACAAAGUUUGCUUAGAUAGAUGGGUUCAGUAUAAGCGAUCAACCUGUCCGCUGUGUCGUGAUUCUCUAGCUCCAUGUAGAGCUGUUGCUGAGCUGGGUCAAGAGGUGCUUGUGUUUAGGUUUUGCUCUUUCAGCUCCGGUGACCGGAAUAGUUGGUGGCUGCGCUAAGCCAUGGCCAUAUGCAUGUAGUACCCCAACGGUAAAGAGUUGGUGAGAACAGCAAAUUAUAUUUGGUGCUUCAAUGUGCCUGUCUGUGGGCAGUUUCUAGCCCUCAACUUGAACUAUUUUAGUAAUAUUCUGUAGAAAUAUGGUUGUAAGCUAGUUGAAAGUUUAAUUUGUAGCCGGAGACACAGCCGCUCAUAUUCAUACAGCAAAGCUAAAUUAGAAUUAUACAUGUCACCUGAUCGUUCCAGUGUUGAAUGUACCCAUUAGUACA
Messenger RNA from Vitis riparia (riverbank grape), 685 nucleotides. Its product is annotated as RING-H2 finger protein ATL5-like. NCBI's taxonomy places the organism in Eukaryota, Viridiplantae, Streptophyta, Magnoliopsida, Vitales, Vitaceae. Gene Ontology annotation, molecular function: zinc ion binding. The transcript has a single exon. The record is from RefSeq and is a predicted model, not a curated record. Bases 10 to 417 code for a protein of 135 amino acids.